Trichosporon asahii var. asahii CBS 2479 is the source of this 651-nucleotide messenger RNA. RefSeq lists its product as uncharacterized. The record is from RefSeq and is a predicted model, not a curated record. Lineage: Eukaryota; Fungi; Basidiomycota; Tremellomycetes; Trichosporonales; Trichosporonaceae. Bases 1 to 651 code for a protein of 216 amino acids. The transcript has a single exon.
AUGCACGCUGUCACGGCCGCGCGGGAACAGCUCCUCGUCGCGCUCGACGGCCUCGAUGCCGUCAUGUGCGGAGCGGUUGGGAUCGGCCGCGGCGACUGUUCGCCGUCGCACGCCUACGCACAGGCGCACGCUGCGCAUUCCCUACAGGGGUAUAUGAUGGAGCAUGCGCAGGCGCACGCGCUUGAUUGCAGACAUCAUUGGGCAGAGGAGGCGGAUGGCGAGGCGGGGGCAGACACGCAUGGUGAGACGGCCAAGUGGUGUGAUCGGCGGUCCGGUCGGUCCGGUCGGUCCGGUAGGCCUCGGGCGGAUUGUCACACUCGUACUACGGAGCGCAACGUUCCCGCGCCAAGUCUGGCCGCACAUGACCUAGAGGACGAGCAAAAUCCACAUAAAGGUGACGAGCACCGCCCGCAUCAAGCGCACUCGUCCGCCACUCCUGCCGUACCUGUUACUCUUCCCGCAGCGGACGGCGAGUGCUGUUACGGCCUGUUCGACUGCUCCAACCCCCUGGGUCUUCCAGGAUCUGACGACGCCCCUGCUCCCCGAGAGUGUGGACCUUCGGGAGCAGGGUCUGAGCCCCGGCUGAACACGACAGGUACAGUGGACGAGGACGGCUGUUGUCUGGGAAUAUUCGAGUGUGGCGACAAAUAG